Messenger RNA from Chenopodium quinoa (quinoa), 1021 nucleotides. RefSeq names its product probable aquaporin TIP5-1. Gene Ontology annotation, molecular function: water channel activity. The record is from RefSeq and is a predicted model, not a curated record. Lineage: Eukaryota; Viridiplantae; Streptophyta; Magnoliopsida; Caryophyllales; Amaranthaceae. Gene Ontology annotation, cellular component: membrane. The coding region runs from base 1 to 768 and encodes 255 amino acids. Gene Ontology annotation, biological process: water transport; transmembrane transport. The transcript has 3 exons.
AUGGCACCAAGAACAACUUUUUUUGCCCAUGUUCGACAAUCCAUGAUCCCAAACGCCCUGCGAUCAUACCUUGCAGAGUUUAUCUCCACUUUCAUCUAUGUUUUGGCUGCUGCCGGAUCCGCCAUGGCAUCUCGAAAAAUAAUGCCAGAUGCAAGAUCAGAUCCCUCUAGCCUGGUGGUUGUAGCCAUAGCAAAUGCAUUUGGCCUAGCCUCCGCUGUUUAUAUCUCAAGUAGCGUUUCCGGUGGCCACAUCAAUCCGGCUGUCACGUUUGGGAAGGUUGUAGGGUGUCACAUUCCAAUUCCUACCGCCAUUUUCUAUUGGAUUUCCCAAAUUCUUGGUUCUGUCAUGGCUUGCCUUCUCCUUAAGACCGUCACUGUUAAUCAAAAUGUAGUGCCCCAUGCAAUAUCGGAAGAAAUGACCGGAUUCGGAGCAUCCGUUUUAGAAGGUGUACUCACAUUUGGAUUAGUCUACACUGUAUAUGCAGCCAAAGACCCAAGACAUGGUCAAUUGGGCUCCAUUGGACCCUUAGUCAUUGGGCUAAUCACAGGAGCAAAUGUGCUAGCUGCUGGUCCGUUUUCGGGUGGAUCAAUGAACCCGGCAUACUCAUUCGGGGUGGCUGCUGUUGGUGGGAGUUUCAAGAACCAAGCAGUCUAUUGGAUUGGACCUUUGCUUGGAGCCUCGGUUGCCGGUCUGUUGUAUGACAAUGUGGUUUACCCGCCUCAUGAUUUGGAUCCUCAACGGUGUGGCCAAGAGGGGCCUCGUGUUUGAAUGGGACUAGCUAGUUGUUUAUUUGACUUAAGAAUUUAUUUGGUAUUUGUAACCUUCGUCAAACUUAAGAUAAUCUCUAUUGGUAGUUCUUAGAUAGCCUAUUUUAGUGUGUGGUUUGUACUUAUAUAACAUCUUAAGAUUCUUAACAUGUAAUGGUUGUAUUCGGAGUAAGAUUGUGACGUUUAUGUACUUGUAUAACUUUUUAUAUAGACCUUUCUCUUUAUUUUAUUUACUUUGCGUUAUCUUAAUUUAG